This is a messenger RNA of Penicillium chermesinum, 1599 nucleotides long. RefSeq names its product flavin-containing monooxygenase. Gene Ontology annotation, molecular function: N,N-dimethylaniline monooxygenase activity; flavin adenine dinucleotide binding; NADP binding. NCBI's taxonomy places the organism in Eukaryota, Fungi, Ascomycota, Eurotiomycetes, Eurotiales, Aspergillaceae. The record is from RefSeq and is a predicted model, not a curated record. Bases 1 to 1599 code for a protein of 532 amino acids. The transcript has a single exon.
AUGGCCUCUCUUCAUGAUACGCCGGAAGAGUUAGAUGCAGCUAUUGUUGGUGCUGGAUUCUCCGGAAUCUACAUCCUCUAUCGCUUGCGCCAGCUCAAUCUCAACGUGAAGAUCCUCGAGGCCGCAACAGACCUUGGUGGGACCUGGCAUUUGAAUAACUACCCCGGGGCACGAGUGGACUGUCCAAGCCCUAUUUACGCAUUUGGGAUCGAGGAGAUCUACACAAAGUGGAAAUGGUCGGAACUAUAUCCAGCCCAAGAGGAAUUCCAAGCCUAUUUCCACUUUGUUGAUGAGGUCUUAUCUAUCAGCAAGGACUGCAUGUUCGACUCACGGGUGACAUCCGCCACAUUUGACACUCAAUCUUCGAAAUGGUUCCUGCGAACACAAGACGGAAAGAGAGUGGUCGCCAAGUAUUUUAUUCCAGCCGUGGGGUUCGCAGCCCAACCGUACACCCCUUCCUGGAAAGGCCUCGAGUUAUUCCAAGGCGAAAUCCAUCACACUUCCACAUGGCCCCAGGGCGUGGAUCUGAAAGGAAAACGUGUUGCAGUCAUCGGAACCGGGUCUACGGGAGUGCAGCUAAUCCAGGAAGUGGCAAAAGAGGCAGCAGAGACCUUCGUGUUUCAGAGAACCCCGAACAUGGCUCUGCCAAUGCGCCAGAAAAAGCUCACUCCAGCUGAGAAAGAUGAAAUGAGCGCAGAGGCGCAGGAGCUUUUCCGACUUGCUUGGACCACUGGAAAUGGCCUCGCGUGGGGACCAGAGCCCAAGAUAUAUUCUCAAUUCUCACCAGAUGAAAUCCAACAGAUCCUGCAUCAAUUAUAUACCGAUGGCGGCUUCCGUUAUUGGUCGGGAGGCUGGCUUGAUCUUCUUGCAGAGCCCGAAGGAAAUCGAAAAGCUUACGACUACUGGGCCAAGCGAACACGAGAGCGCAUCCAGGAUCCAGUAAAGCGUGAUCUGCUGGCCCCUCUCGAGCCACCUCAUCCCUUCGGCACAAAGCGCCCUUCUCUGGAGCAGGACUAUUAUGAACAAAUGGAUAAGCCAAAUGUCCACCUCGUGAACACGCGUGCGCAUCCCAUCAUUGAAUUCACCCCAAAGGGCAUUGUGACUGAUGACUGCGAGACCUACGAGGUAGAUGUGGUUGCUCUUGCCACGGGAUAUAACGCUGGCACCGGUAGUCUAUACCAGCUAGGAAUCAAAGAUGUCAACGGAGUUAAUUUGGAAGAACGCUGGCGUGAAGGCAUCGCCACAUUCUUGGGAAUGACGGUUCAUGGAUUCCCUAACAUGUUCUACCCUUACGGUGUCCAGGCCCCAACACCGCUGACGAACGGUCCUAUAUUCAUCGAUUUCCAGGCCAGCUUUAUCCGUGACAUUAUCAAAAGAGCCGAGCAGGAGAAUAUCCGGUCGUUAGAUGCAAAGAAAUCUGUGCAGGAAGCAUGGACUGCCCAGCUCCAUGCCAUUGGAAGCCAGACUUUGCUACCCCAAGCUGACUCCUGGUACAUGGGGGCUAACAUCCUGGGGAAGACAAGAGAGAAUGCUGUAUUUCGCCGGAGGGCUUCAUAUGUACCGGGAUAUAUGUGGAGAGACUGCUGGCGCGAAGUUUGA